AUGAGGUGUAAGAAGAGUAUACUUUCAGGACUAAAAUUUAUGAACAAGAGAGAGGCUGGGAAUAGAAAGAUGGGUACAGAAAUUGUGAUGGUUGAUGAAGUCCCUUUUUCACUUGGAGUCACUAUUGUCAAGCCAUUGUCUUUGUUUGGUCAUGGAAUUACAGACAUUGAGAUACAUUACCUCCAAAUUAAAUUCACUGCAAUUGGAGUUUACUUGGAUCCUGAAAUUGUGGCUCACUUACAGCAAUGGAAGGGUAAAACUGGAACUGAUCUAGCUGAGGAUGAUGACUUCUUUGAGGCUUUAAUUAGAGCCCCAGUAGAUAAGUUUGUGAGAGUGGUGGUGAUCAAGGAGAUCAAAGGUUCGCAGUAUGGAGUGCAGCUAGAGAACGCGGUGAGGGACCGGUUGGUAGCUGUUGAUAAAUACGAGGACGAGGAGGAAGCAGCACUCGAGAAAGUAGUUGAGUUCUUCCAGUCGAAAUAUUUCAAGAAAAAUUCCGUCCUAACAUUUUACUUCCCAUCUACUUCUCGAACUGCUGAGAUUGUAUUCGCAACAGAGGGAAAAGAAGAGUCGAAACUCAAAGUGGAGAACGCAAAUGUUGUUGAGAUGAUACAGAAAUGGUACUUGGGAGGAACCAGUGCUGGUUCUGAUUCUGUAGAAAAUCGAAAUUCAGACCUACAGGGAAAAAUUGAAAAGAUGAGUGAGAUCAAAGGGUUUCAAUUGGGGACGAUAGGGGCUUUGACUCUGUCAGUCGUUUCGUCAGUUUCUAUCGUGAUAUGCAAUAAAGCACUAAUGAGCACUUUACAUUUCAUUUUCGCUACAACUUUGACAAGCUGGCAUUUACUGGUAACUUUCUGCUCUCUUCACCUGGCAUUAAGGUUGAAAUUCUUUGAGCACAAACCAAUAGAAUCACAAACUGUAAUUGGAUUCGGUAUUCUGAAUGGGAUUUCAAUUGGAUUAUUGAACCUCAGCUUGGGUUUCAAUUCUGUUGGUUUCUAUCAGAUGACAAAGCUGGCAAUCAUCCCUUGUACAGUACUGUUGGAAACGCUUUUCUUGAGCAAGAAUUUCAGUCAGAGCAUUAAGCUUUCUCUGACAGUCCUGCUUCUAGGUGUUGGGAUUGCAACUGUUACUGAUCUACAGCUCAACAUUCUGGGUUCUAUUCUUUCUCUUCUUGCAGUUGUCACCACUUGUAUUGCUCAAAUUAUGACCAAUACCAUCCAAAAAAAUUUCAAGGUUUCUUCAACCCAACUGCUGUAUCAAUCUUGCCCUUAUCAAGCAAUGAUCUUGCUCGUCUCUGGUCCAUUUCUGGAUAGGUUUUUGACUAAACAAAAUGUUUUUUCUUUCAAUUAUACACCAAAAUUAGUGUUUUUCAUUGUUCUGUCCUGCUUGAUCUCCGUCUCUGUUAAUUUUAGCACAUUCCUUGUGAUUGGGAAGACGUCCCCCGUCACGUAUCAGGUUCUUGGACACCUUAAAACUUGUCUAGUAUUAGCAUUCGGUUAUGUCUUACUAAGUAACCCAUUUAGCUGGAGGAACAUUUGUGGGAUAGCUGUUGCACUCGUUGGGAUGGUUUUGUAUUCAUAUUUCUGCGUUCUCGAGGGUCAGAAAAAAGCUUCCGAAGCUCCGGUACAACCUCAGCGAAAGGAUCCUGAAUCUGAUUCUCUUUUACAUGAUGAGAAUGGCAGUAGGACAUUAAAUGAAGUUGAUGUCCCAAAGGCCACUGCAUGGAAAUCUGACAAGGAUUUACAUGCUUGA
Fraxinus pennsylvanica is the source of this 1749-nucleotide messenger RNA. Lineage: Eukaryota; Viridiplantae; Streptophyta; Magnoliopsida; Lamiales; Oleaceae. The record is from the annotation of a GenBank genome assembly.